AGCUUCAAUCAUGCAACUAUCUCUGCGCAGUCUACAUCCGAGAACGAGAAAGCAUCUGGCGACACGAGCGAGUCUUCUGAGGAGCAUAUCGCCACAACAACUAUUAGAAUCAGCGAGCAACCUCUUUCUUGCUUCUUACCCUUGGACGAUUACUCUCCCAAUACAGGUAAUCGCCUCAAUAAUAAUGUUCUCGAGUUGAGUUCUUGUGAAGAUGACGACCACGUUAGAAAGGGCUCGAAGGUAGUCGUCGAUACAGUGGUUCGUUCUCCAAAAACUCUAUCGGGUAGGAUAUGCGGUGUGCCCCAGUGUGAACCGCCAGGUGUUCAAGGAAGGCAUCAAAAGUGCACUCUUCUCUAG
Molecule: messenger RNA, 357 nt
Organism: Strongylus vulgaris
Lineage: Eukaryota; Metazoa; Nematoda; Chromadorea; Rhabditida; Strongylidae
Source: the annotation of a GenBank genome assembly